AUCUACUAAAGCAGCAAUUAUGUACCACAGCAUCAGAUAUUUUGGCCUGAAAUCAAGCAGAUAUGUGAACAUCACGAAUGUGGACGGUAUUUAAGUAAUUUUGACUACGGAUAAUGUGCGAUUUAGGCCAGUUUUAUACGAUUUAAUGCGAUUAAGGGAGGUUUUCAGAAACACUUGUGUGCAUUGUUCUGCGACAGGAUGAACAACUUCAGGGAGAUGUAUUCAAGCUUACCUCCAGACGUCAAAAACUGGAUUUUAAACUAAAAAGCAGUCGUUCUAUUAGCUCUGUGUGUUCUUAUUUACAAUUAUGUGGUGCAAAAGACGUGAAAGAGAUCAUAUAUGGCGAGAUAUCACGUAUUUGUUGGGAUUUAUAUGCCUUGUUUUUAUAAGUGGGGUUGAUGGGUCUUGUUCGGGUAGGACGGUUUUCGAAAAUACCUGGACAGGUCACAUCACGGAAGGUCCCGGCAACUAUCCGAUGGAUGUCUACUGCGAAUGGAGAAUCGUUGCUCCUGAUCCUCUCGCCAAGAUAAUGUUAAAUUUUACAAAUUUUAAAUCUGAGUGUACCUAUGAUUUCUUGUUUAUCUAUGAUGGCAAUUCAUUUACCAGUGAGCUUAUAGCAAGUUUUAGUGGCGACACCACACCAGAACCGGUGGUGGCAUAUUCUGGGCAUAUGAUAAUAUAUCUUUACAGUGAUACUAAUUAUGCUUUAGAUGGUGUAGAUGCUAACUUUUACAUCCAAAAUUGUACUAAUGAUUGUAAUGGAAAAGGUACGUGUAAAGACUACCAGUGUGACUGUCAAAGAGGCUGGAAAGGUGACGCCUGUCAGUUUGAAAGCUGUCCUGGCAAUUGUGGUUACGAUGAAAACAGAGGACAGUGUCUUUUUAUACUCUACUAG
Messenger RNA from Saccoglossus kowalevskii, 895 nucleotides. Its product is annotated as multiple epidermal growth factor-like domains protein 8-like. The record is from RefSeq and is a predicted model, not a curated record. Lineage: Eukaryota; Metazoa; Hemichordata; Enteropneusta; Harrimaniidae.